AUGCACGGUGUUCAUUCCAAUGAAAAACUGUUUCUCCGAGAUUUCGUCAACUGUGUCGCUGGUUCCAGUGGUGGCCGUUUAGCUCAAUGGUUACAACCAGGAAGUCGAGUGGAUCCAACCAAAUGCCAAGUGGUUUAUUCGAGAGAAGAUUUACGGUGUGGAUGGCCUGCUAUUAUUAUGGUUCUCACUAGAGACCAAUAUGGAGACAUGGUGUUUGUUCCAAACAUGAAGGUGGAAGUUAAGGCAAUACCGAUAGAUAAAAAGGAAAUUGGAGAUGGAGAUGUUGGUCGAAAAAUGAGAAGAAUCAGCCAACCGGAUUUAAUGACGUAUGGAGGAUUACCUCCUCCUCCUUUACACCUUCCUUAUGAACCCACCAUUAGAGAUAAAAUGUGUUUCCAUUCGAUUACAGUUAUGAAGGUCAGUAUAUGCAGUUAA
Molecule: messenger RNA, 435 nt
Organism: Diabrotica balteata
Lineage: Eukaryota; Metazoa; Arthropoda; Insecta; Coleoptera; Chrysomelidae
Source: the annotation of a GenBank genome assembly